AUUUUACUUGAUCUAGCUUUGAACAAGGACAUAGUUCGUUUUCUGCGUUGAUCAUUCCGUUCCACUAGCCAAAAGAGUACACGCAUAAGUCACACCCUAAAAAGACGGACCGAAUUUCUGUGUUCAGCUAAACAGCAGUGCCCUCAACUUCACCAAACAUGACUAACUAUAAACUGGUGUAUUUCAAUGGCAGGGGUAGGGCAGAGAGUAUCCGCUACAUCUUUAAGCUUGCUGGGGUCAAAUUUGAAGAUCAACGCUUUGAAAUGAAUGAAUGGCCGGCUCUGAAACCAACCAUCCCGACUUUCCAGCUUCCCAUGUUAGAGAUUGAUGGCAAGAGGAUCCUUCAGAGCAAGUCGAUCAUCAUGCACCUGGCCAGGAAAUAUAAUCUUUAUGGCAAGGAUGAAUUUGAAGGUAUGUGCAUCGAUAUGAUCGUUGAUACGGCUGACGAUGUCGUACCGCCAUGGGAUCUUAUCUUCUUCUCUACCACUGACGAAGAAAAGGCGAAACACACCAAGAACUUCCAGGAAGUUGAGAUUCCGUUGAUUUAUUCGCGACUUGAGCGCCUACGAGCUCUUGAGCACAUGCAUGCCGGGGACUACUUCGUCGGAAACAAGUUGACUGCCGCUGACAUCCAUUUCAUCUCCAUGGUGGAGGUAGCCAACGUCUAUUUCCCCGACUCCCUGGCCAAGUUUCCCAAGCUGAAGGCGGUUUUCGAUCGAGUUACCUCUAACCCGAUCAUAGCCGAGUGGCGCAAGGCACGACCAGUCACACCCUGGUAAUCACAGUGGGCCCCCUUCUUACAGCAUCAUUCCUACCAGAUUCCCCGGUUGAAUCGAAAGCAAGACUGCAUCCGCAAGCUACGCUGGCAAGCAAUGGCCACUUGAAUGGUUCCAUACAUUUAACUGCUUAGCAACCGACACUGUAGUGACGCAUAGGAGAAUAUGUGUUGCGAGUAUUUGUUUUGUCCAGUCAAUGGCACGAUUUAAAAUUUCUAAGCGUCAGGUGGUUCUUGAAUUGCUUUAAAUUUGAGCUUUUAACUUUUAUAGUUCCUAAGAAAAGAACAUGAAUAACCUCGGGGCAUUUGUUUCUGUUUAAAAAUUGAAAAUGUUUCACUGGAUCACCGACUGAUCAGUUUAGCUUCUGCAUUCUGGGAAACGAUGCGUCGUUUCGAUGUGACAAGUUCAAAAGAACGAAACUUGAAAGGGCAUUUAUAUAGUUUUUUUUAGAUAAGCUUUAAGACACGUUCGAAACAUUCUAGAGCUGGUGAGUGUGUUGAUUAAGUCUGUGUGGCAAUUCCUUUAAGACAUUGCAAAAUGAAUCAAGUCAUUUAACAGAAAAAUUUAAAGGAACCAGGAAAUGAAUUUUUCCUGGAAUCACUUUUUGUGUAUCUCUG
Molecule: messenger RNA, 1393 nt
Organism: Acanthaster planci (crown-of-thorns starfish)
Lineage: Eukaryota; Metazoa; Echinodermata; Asteroidea; Valvatida; Acanthasteridae
Product: hematopoietic prostaglandin D synthase-like
Biological process (GO): glutathione metabolic process
Molecular function (GO): glutathione transferase activity
Source: RefSeq, a predicted model, not a curated record